This is a messenger RNA of Juglans regia (Persian walnut), 3628 nucleotides long. Its product is annotated as receptor protein kinase TMK1-like. Bases 421 to 3333 code for a protein of 970 amino acids. The transcript is spliced from 2 exons. Gene Ontology annotation, molecular function: protein kinase activity; ATP binding; protein binding. Gene Ontology annotation, biological process: protein phosphorylation. Lineage: Eukaryota; Viridiplantae; Streptophyta; Magnoliopsida; Fagales; Juglandaceae. The record is from RefSeq and is a predicted model, not a curated record.
CUGAGUGUAGAGAGACAGUUAUGGUGGAGUUCGACUACCUUGUCUGUAUUCUUUUCUGUUCCUUCUCUCGAGAAGCGGAUAGAAGUUGAAACCCCUCAAAAGUAGAAGCUGUUUUCUUUCUGCCCGUCCCUAUCUCAACUUGGACUCUCCAUUUUUACCCAUCUGGGUCCUCACCGUUUUCGUUUAAACCUUUCCUUUUGAAUGCCCAUUUCUUGGAAAGAUAAAGAAAACAGCUCUCUGUUCUCUUCCAGUUUUGUUUUUCCAAUCUCUCGUAUUUUUUUACUCUGGAUCUGGGUCUUUUGUUUCGACUGUGGAUUUUGGUGAUAUGAAUGAGUUGAAUUAGCAUUCAAAUGGGUUUUCUGAGGUACAUUUGGAUUUGCUCUGUGCAUUCAAAUGAGUUAAUUCUCUGAGCGAGUAGUCAUGGAGGUUGCCCAGACGAGGGUAUGCAUUUUCGUCUCUUUCUUCCUAUUUACAGUGGCUUAUGCUGCCACGGACCCCAAUGAUCUCAAAAUCCUGAACGAUUUCAGGGAAGGUUUGGAAAAUCCAGAGCUUCUCAAGUGGCCUGCCAAUGGGGAUGAUAACCCAUGCGGCCCUCCUUCCUGGCCUCACGUCUUCUGUUCUGGGGAUAGGGUGUCACAGAUUCAGGUUGCCGACCUUGGUCUCAGGGGACCUCUGCCAAAGAACUUUAACCAGCUCUCAAGGCUCUUCAAUCUGGGCCUUCAAAGAAACAAGUUCAACGGGACGUUGCCCACCUUUAGAGGUUUAUCGGAGUUGCAAUUUGCUUACAUAGACUACAAUGAAUUCGACUCGAUCCCAUCUGAUUUCUUUGACGGACUUACCAGUAUUCGUGUCCUCGCUUUGGAUUAUAAUCCGUUCAAUGAAAGUACUGGAUGGUCUCUUUCAGAGGAGUUAGCAAAAUCAGUUCAAUUGACAAAUCUUUCUUUGAUACAUAGUAAUUUGGCUGGUCCAUUGCCAGAAUUUCUAGGUACAUUACCGUCCCUCACAGCUUUGAAGCUUUCAUAUAACCGAUUAUCUGGUGAAAUUCCAUCGAGUUUUGGGCAAUCAUUGAUGCAAAUUCUAUGGCUGAAUGAUCAAGAUGGUGGUGGGAUGACGGGUCCAAUCGAUGUAAUUGCUUCAAUGACUUCAUUGGCACAACUUUGGCUACAUGGAAACCAGUUCGUGGGGACUAUUCCAGAAGGAAUAGGAAAUCUGACAUCGUUGAAAGAUCUCAAUCUGAACGGAAACCAAUUUGUUGGACCGGUUCCUGAGAGCUUAGCAAGUAUGGAGCUUGAGAGCUUGGACUUGAACAACAACCAGCUUAUGGGGCCAAUACCAAAGUUUAAGGCGGGUAAUGUUUCUUAUGCUUACAAUUCCUUUUGUGAACCUGAUCCUGGGCUUCAAUGUGCACCAGAAGUUAUUUCGCUUUUGGAUUUUCUCGGCGGUGUAAAUUAUCCCUUGAGCCUUGCUUCUGAAUGGUCUGGCAAUGAACCCUGUGAAGAGCCAUGGUUGGGACUGAGCUGCAAUUCAAAUUCCCAAGUUUCUGUCAUAAAUUUGCCAAGACGUAUGCUUAAUGGCACUCUGAGUCCUUCAAUUGCAAAGUUAGGUUCCCUGAUUGAAAUCAGGCUUGGAGGAAACAACUUACAUGGUACAGUCCCUGAUAAUUUUACUGAAUUGAAAUCAUUAAGAUUGUUGGAUUUGAGUGGAAACAAUAUUCAGCCACCACUACCGAGAUUUUCUCAAAGUGUGAAGGUUAUAACCGAGGGAAAUCCUAUGUUAGUCGCUAAUGCAACUCCUGUAUCUCCCUCACCUGCUAAAAGCCCACCACCCGUUACUCUAAAACCUCCCCCAAACGACCCACCGUUAGCCUCUGCACCCAAAGCACCAUCCCAUGGAUCUCCCCCAGUUAAAGGCUCAAGCUCCAAUCCAUCAUCAAGUGUUUCACCAAGGCAACUCGAAUCAAAAAGCUCCAAAAGAUUGAAAACAGUGAUGAUUUUGGGUGGAGUUGCUGUUAUUGCAGGUCUGGUUCUCACGAUUUUGCUAUCCAUUUACUGCUGUAAGAAGCAGAGACACACUAGAAAUGCUCCUAGCUCCAUUGUUGUUCAUCCUAGAGAUCCAACAGAUCCAGGAAAUAAGGUUAAGAUUGCAAUUUCAGACAGCACAACAGGAAAGUUAUCAACUCAAACUGGGAGCAGUUCUUCUUUUAAUAUCAGUGGUGGGACUGAAAGUUCUCGUGUCAUUGAAGCAGGGAAUGCGGUCAUAUCAAUUCAAGUUCUACGCAAGGCCACUAAUGAUUUUGCACCAGAAAAUGAACUUGGCCGUGGUGGAUUUGGAAGUGUUUAUAAGGGUGAAUUGAACAGUGGGACAAAAUUCGCUGUUAAAAGAAUGGAAAGUGGGGUGAUGAGCAACAAAGCUUUAGAUGAAUUUCAGGCUGAAAUCGCUGUUCUGUCUAAGGUCCGGCACCGCCAUUUGGUAUCUCUGUUGGGGUUCUCCAGUGAAGGAAAUGAAAGGCUUCUGGUGUAUGAGUACAUGCCUCAGGGUGCUCUAAGCAGGCAUCUUUUCCAUUGGAAGAGCCUGGCAUUGCAGCCACUAUCUUGGACGAGGAGGCUCGUAAUUGCAUUGGAUGUUGCUAGAGGAAUGGAGUAUCUUCAUAAUCUGGCUGGCCAAACCUUCAUACACCGUGAUCUCAAGUCUUCUAAUAUUCUUCUGGAUGAUGACUUUCGGGCAAAAGUUUCUGAUUUUGGAUUGGUCAAACUUGCUCCAGAUGGAGAGAAAUCCGUUACUACUAAGCUUGCUGGGACAUUUGGAUACCUUGCGCCUGAAUAUGCGGUGAUGGGGAAAAUCACAACUAAAGCUGAUGUCUUCAGCUAUGGAGUGGUGUUGAUGGAAAUUUUGACUGGAUUGACAGCACUUGAUGAGGGACGCUCGGAGGAAAGCCGGUACUUGGCUCAGUGGUUUUGGCGAAUCAAGUCAAGUAAAGAGAAACUUUUGGCUGCCAUUGAUCCAGCUCUUGAUCCAGAUGAAGAGACCUUUGAGAGCAUCUCUGUCAUUGUCGAACUUGCUGGACAUUGUACGGCAAGGGAGCCAAAUCAUCGGCCUGAUAUGGGCCAUGCAGUGAAUGUCCUGUCCCUACUGAUUGAGAAAUGGAAGCCAAUUCAUGAUGAGUCCGAGGAUUUCUCUGGAAUUGAUUACAGUCUACCCCUUCCCCAGUUGUUGAAGGUUUGGCAGGAAGCAGAAAGCAAACACAGUUUUACUAGUCUUGAUGACAGCAAGGGAAGUAUACCAGCAAGGCCUACUGGAUUCGCGCAAUCCUUCACAUCUGCCGAUGGCCGAUGAGUCAAACAUAAUCCGGUGAAAUUAAUCUUUCUUGCUGAAUUAUUCCUAAAUAAACCGGUUAUCUAGUUGCUCCAAAUAGGCAUAUUUUGCUCUUCCAAGUAAGAUCUCAUGUUGCAGAAUUUGUUUCUCGAGCUCAGAGAACCGGAACAGUGAUGUAGAUACUGGGAGUUGAUACUUGUUUGUUGGUUAUUCCUUCAAUUAUCCAGUCUGUAUUUUCCUUCUUAUUUAAUGUUUCUCUGUAAAGAAUUUAUGUCACUUCAAAACAUAUGGAUUUAUUUCAUACCCCUUUUGACUC